Messenger RNA from Xenopus tropicalis (tropical clawed frog), 4685 nucleotides. It is a transcript of the gene lmbr1l, whose product is annotated as limb development membrane protein 1-like. Gene Ontology annotation, cellular component: endoplasmic reticulum membrane; plasma membrane. The record is from RefSeq and is a predicted model, not a curated record. The transcript is spliced from 17 exons. NCBI's taxonomy places the organism in Eukaryota, Metazoa, Chordata, Amphibia, Anura, Pipidae. Bases 194 to 1645 code for a protein of 483 amino acids.
CCAAUGACGCGCAUGCUGCUGUUUGAUUUGUGAUUGGGAGAGUGUAAGUGGGGAGGAGCGUCGGAGGCGUUCGGGAUACAGAGUAACCUGAAGCUGCCCUGGUUGUCUGGUCGCUGCAGCUCCGGGAUUGCGCGCAAGUAACGAUUCUCCUGGUCGGUGUGGAACGAGCACGGAGGCGCCAUGAUACCAGAAGAUGGAAGUGAACCAGGAUGUGUCAGUUAGAGAGCAGAUUUUUCACGAUUGGGUCCGGGAAUGCAUCAUCUGCACCUUGCUAUUCUCCACACUUUACCUUCUCUCAUAUAUAGUCAUCACCAAGUUUAAAAAGCAUGCUGACUUUGCCACAGUUGACGUUGAAGAUGCUGCCGUCAACAGAAUUGCGCUCUGGAUGUGCACCUUCACACUGGCAGUGUCCGUGGGUGCAGUACUGCUGCUUCCCUUCUCCAUCAUCAGUAAUGAGGUGCUACUCUCGGUGCCCCACAAUUAUUACAUCCAGUGGCUCAAUGGCUCCCUGGUCCAUGGACUCUGGAACUUGGUCUUCCUUUUCUCCAACCUGUCAUUAGUGUUUCUGAUGCCUUUUGCCUAUCUCUUCACGGAGGCCGAAGGAUUUGCUGGAUCAAAAAAGGGAGUCAUGUCUCGUGUAUAUGAGACCUCUGUGGUACUGCUGCUCCUCACACUCCUCGUAUUUGGCAUUGUUUGGGUGGCCUCAGCAAUCUUUGAUGAUGACUCAGCUGGCCGCGAAUCUCUUUAUGACCUCUGGGAGUACUAUUUACCAUACCUCUACUCUGGCAUCUCGCUAUUUGGGGUUCUACUACUUCUGUUGUGCACUCCCUUUGGCCUCUCUCGGAUGUUCUCUGUAACUGGAAAGCUGCUGGUCAAACCACGGCUGCUGGAAAACCUAGACGAGCACCUGAGCUGUACAGCCUUUGAGGAAGCUGCCAUCUCCCGCAAAAUAUCCACCAAAGCAUCCUGCUGGCUGAACCUUAACAUGGAAGCCUUGCAGAAACGGUUGCUGGCCAUCCAAAGCCACAGAAUAACUCUAGAGAUGAGGAGGAGAGCAUCCCCCUGGCAGCGUAACCUGGUUUAUCCCCUUGCCAUGCUGCUCCUACUGGCUCUCACAGGAAUUACUGUGCUGAUUGUAUGUGUGAAUGUCUUAGAACUUCUCAUUGAUGAAGCGGCUAUGCCAAAAGGAAUACAGGGAUCUCAGCUCGGGAAGGUCUCUUUCUCUGUUUUUGGUUCGUUUGGAGCAGCUGUACAAGUCAUCCUUAUUUUCUAUCUAAUGGCCUCUUCUGUAGUGGGGUUUUACAGUUCUCCUCUUUUCAUUUGGCUCCUGCCUCAGAAACAGAACACAACAAUGACCAAAAUCAUCGGGAACUGUGUGUCCCUCCUCAUUCUCAGCUCUGCUCUCCCUGUUUUUUCCCGGACUUUAGGUAUCACCAGAUUUGAUCUUCUUGGGGACUUUGGGCGCUUCAACUGGCUGGGAAACUUUUACCUCAUCCUCCUGUACAAUAUGAUGUUUGCUGGUCUUGCCACACUUUGUCUGGUGAAGAAGUUUACCUGGGCAGUACAAGCCGAACUAAUCCGUGCAUUUGGUCUGGACCGCUUACCUCUUUCAGUCAAAAAAAUUCGCAGUCAAGGCAAAUCUUGAGUUAUCUCUGAAGUCUUUGUUUUUGAGACAAGCACUUGGAAGGGAUCAGCCAGAUCAUCUCUGGAUCCACGAAGGAUGGAAUAAAUAUGCUCAGAGGAUUUGUAUGUGGAUAUAAACUGAGUAGAAUUGCUAUCCCAUAUGUCUUGGGAUGGAUAUGUUUGGCCUGGGAUCCGCUUGCCAUGUGUGUCCAUCUGAUGGUCAGUAUUUGCAGGGCUUUCUGGGCCCAGUGAACUUCUUGGACACAGAGAAACUGUACUCAAUCUUUAAAACCAGCUGAGCCUGCUCAGGGGAGAAUAAACUCCCUCCCCUGGCCAUUGCUUGAAUAAAACGUCUGCUGCUAAAGAGGGGAAUUUCGUGAAGAAGAGUGAGAUGAUGCCAAUGUGGCCAUCGCACAGAUACUGCAUUUUAUGAUGGAUUCAGUUAAAAAAAUCCCCCUCGGGAUCCAUCUCUGCUUGUUUACAUAGACUUCACUCCAUGCUUUGGGACCUUCUGUUCUCAUCUUUUUAAAAACUGUGCAAAGACUCACCAGCACCAUUACACAUCCCAUGCUCCCUCUUUUAUAGAGGGCUCCAGGAGCCUUGCAAUUAAGGGAUCUUAGCUGUGAUUUUAAAUUGUGUGGUGCUUCCGACAUAAUGUUAGUGUCUGUUGUGUUGUUCUGAGUGUCUGUGAGGAAGUGAUUUAUGUAAAGCAUGUUGUUCACUAUAGCAGGAUUGGGAGUGGAUGUCAUGUAGUCAUUUUAGUUAAGACACAGUCGUUGCUGCUUUGUUUUAUGUGAACUGCAGUUUGUCUAAGCAUACAGUAUUUCAUAAUGUAAUUUAUUUUGUGUUUUGUCUGUGGCUGAAACAGAGCGAGAAGUUUGUAAUAUGUUGUAUAAAAAAAAAAAAAGGCAUGGAGUUGCAGUGGUGGUAUUGCAUGAGUCGCAUUUUACCCACUGAAGCGCAGCAUGAUAACCAGAUUCCAUUUUCUUUGUUACUGUCACUGCCUUAUUCUGUGAGUUUGGUUUCUAAAUGUCAUGGCUUCUGCUAGUAAGUAAGCUGUGGUGAGCUGGGAAGUAGAAGGAAUCCUAUGUGCUCUGUAGAUAUGGCCCAUAGUGUAGGCUGAUGCAGAGCCCUGUUCUUUACUCCUUCACAGUUGUAAAAAGAGAUUAGUGUUACCGACUGCAGCAGGGAUGUCCAGCCAUCCGCUUUACCGUUUUAUAUUGAUAUUGGGUGAACAGCCAGUGGUUACCUAUAGCUGGACCAAAGCUGCCUGUAUCGCAUCAUAUGCAGCUGUUCCCUACCUGUAAGUUGGGGGGGUAACACCUCCCACAUACACCAGUGCAUUAAUCAAUCAAGGUUUUUACAGUUGGCCUUGCUAGUGAUAUUCUAAUGGCAGAGGAUAGGUGAGAGAAGUUAAUACACAGGUCUAGGAUGAGGUUCUGUUUAACACAAUAACAUUACAGAAAGAGAUCACAUAAGCACAGCACAAUCACAGUGGUAUCCUUUUUAGCAAAUUAUUUGUUUAGUAUUACAUUUGGGAAGGUUUUAAAAAUGUGGGUAGGGGAAAUGUAUUAAAAGGUGCACUGGUUUUUUCCUGGUCUACAAUCCCAUAGGAAUCUGUUGGAAGUUUGCUUUUAAAAAGCUACCUGCUUAUUGGUUACUGUGUGUUUUUUAGACCUGUAGUAAACUUUGUACCCGAUAUUUCACUACUUCCCAACCCUUUUAUGUGCCAUAUUCACUACUGUGUCUUGUCUUGAAAUCUCAAACCUCAUCAAGUGGACUGCAGGGUGAUAUUUUAAGAGAUGCAAUAAAUACCCCCCCCCCCCCACACACACACACACCAGACUCUUCUGCAUAGUGUGUGGUUUGCUACAGGCACUGGCCUUUCCCGCCGCGCCUAUAGAGUAGAGCCAGACCACUCGCGUCAUGCAAUGUCUUAUGAGCACCAACCACCCACUGCACUGACUCACGUGUAUAAAAGAAAGUUUUACUGAAAAAGAAGCAUAUAACGACUUAGAGUUGUCUGUAUUUAUGAUAAUAAUUACACUAUUUUUAAUUAAGUUAAAACAUUGCUAAUUAUUUUUAUACAGAAUUUCUAAUUGUGUUACCAAAUAGCCUCCAAAAAAGGUGUAUGGUAAAUGUCUCCAUGUUUAUACAUGUUGCCUUGUCUCUUGCAUCUGCUGGAUUUAACAUGGUUGAUAUGCUGCUUUACAAUAUUUGUUUUUGGAAAGAAAAAAAAUGAAAUUCUGAGCUAUAAAGCUGUCUGUUUUAAUUGUUUUUUUAUUCAGUGUGAAACUUUACCAUAUUUUUAAUAUGUUUGGGGGGUAGCAAGAGGAAUUAUAGUAUAAAUAUAAAUAUAUAAAUGGCCGAGAAUACAGUUUAUAUUGAGACAGGGUAUGGUAACACCACUUUAAAAUGACUACUAACAAAGAUAGUAUUCAGUUAUUAGUGGGCUGUAUGUUAACUGUGAAAAUAAAAUAUGACAGCGUUUACUGUCAUAUUGUAAAUGGCGUUACAGAAGAUUAGUGCUUAUGUCACAGGAUGGUCACCUCAUGUAUUAUCAGGUUAAAGUCACAGCAACAAAACCCCUGGGACUUUUUAUCAGUCACAGAGAGAGAUCCAUUUGUUUGGUCAGUGAUCAUAUCACACAGAGGGCCAGUGCAGCAGAGCCAUUGGCUGUGAAACAGACCUGUGCCCAUUUGAUAUCUGAGAGAGCCAUGAUCAGGUGUUAAAUAGGAAGAGAAUCAAAUGUGGCCAAAUUGAUCCUGAUUAUCUUUUUUUUUUUUUUUUUUUUUUUCUGGAAAUAAUAAUGGCUAACAAACUGUCAUGUGACAUAAGAUUACUCUGUUUUUAACUGAGAUCUCAUGGCCCACCCAGAAGCAAUACAUAAAUAACUGCCAACCAAUAUUACUGUUUUUUUUUACCAUAAACCAGUCAGUGGUGGGAUUGUUGUGAAAGGGGGUGAAACUAUAAUAAACUUGACACAUAUACAAUGUAUGUAUGGAGAAAAAAAGAACCAGAAUAUUGUUUUUCUUAUCAUUAAAGACUUCUCUUGUUUUUAA